Molecule: messenger RNA, 1100 nt
Organism: Odocoileus virginianus texanus
Lineage: Eukaryota; Metazoa; Chordata; Mammalia; Artiodactyla; Cervidae
Gene: HAVCR1
Product: hepatitis A virus cellular receptor 1
Biological process (GO): positive regulation of mast cell activation; phagocytosis, engulfment
Cellular component (GO): cell surface
Molecular function (GO): phosphatidylserine binding; virus receptor activity
Source: RefSeq, a predicted model, not a curated record
GAGUUCAUGGGAAAUAAAUACUGAGUUCUACCUGGGGACCGUCUCCUUGGUCAUAUUGUUGCACAGGCCCAGCACACUGCUCUUGUUACCUGCAGCUUAUUGAAUCCUUGCUUUCAUGUUAAUUUCUAGCGCCAACUACAACCACAACAACCACAACGACCACUACUCCAACAGCUACCACCACUACCACUACUCAAAGAGAAAUGACCAUGACUACUACACCUCGAAGAGAAACAACCAAGGCUAUUAGUCCAACAACGACUGAAACUAAUCAAACAAAAACUGCGAUUCCAAGAGCCACCAUCACCACUACUCCAAUGACAACCACCGCUAUUCCAAAAUCGACUACCACUACGACUCCAGCAACAACUACCACCACCGCUUCAACAAUCACCAUGGCGACCACUGUUCCAAUGACAGCGAAGGCUCCUACCUCUGCCCUUCCAAUGGCGACACCCACAGAGGGCUUCCGGCCAGUACCUUCUUUAUCUUCCCCAACACAGGCUACAGAAACCAAGCCUACCACCCCAUAUGAAACAAAUAAAACUUGCUCACCAUCGUACUCUUGCUCAACAGAUGGGAAUGACACUGUGACAGAGUCUCCAGAUCCCCUUUGGCGUUGCUAUCAAGUUGGGCUGGUACAAGGUCCUUGGAUGAGCACCAACCAGGGAGUCUCCACUGGAAUCUCUGUUGCUCUCUUGGUAGUAUUGCUCAUGUUUGUGGUAUUCUGGAUCAAAAAAAAAUAUCUUUGCCUGGAUAACAAGGUGGAGCUACUACGUGUGAUUCCCUUGAAGGAGUCUCAUGUUGGAGCUUUGAAACAUGCAGCUCUGAAGCCUAUCCAAGGAGAAGAUAAUGCCUACAUUAUUGAUGACUCUCACUAAGUCAUGGGCCCAGAUUCUAAGGCAUUAUGUAGAAGACAGUGCCCAGAUAUCACCAUGUCAGAAUCCCUCAAGUAGCAGGACAAUUUUUCCAUCAGUUUCUGAUGACAUUCCACGCAGUCAAGAACAUUGGGUAGAGUGAGUCUAGAUCAUCUGUGCACAAUCAACCUCUGUCACAUAGUCCUAAUUUUUUUACUAAAACUGAAUCAAUCUUUCUGGUCA